Molecule: messenger RNA, 375 nt
Organism: Microthlaspi erraticum
Lineage: Eukaryota; Viridiplantae; Streptophyta; Magnoliopsida; Brassicales; Brassicaceae
Source: the annotation of a GenBank genome assembly
AUGAAUCCUAGAAGGGAGGUUCGUGGUGGAAGAAGUGCGCUCUUUGAUGGCAUUGAAGAGGGAGGAAUCAGAGCUGCUCCUUCUUACUCUCAUGAAAUCAAUGAACAUGAGAACGAGCGUGCCUUGGAAGGAUUGCAAGACAGAGUCAUUCUCUUAAAACGACUAUCUGGCGAUAUAAAUGAAGAGGUUGAUACUCAUAACCGCAUGCUUGACAGAAUGGGAAAUGACAUGGAUUCAUCAAGGGGAUUUCUCUCAGGAACUAUGGACCGGUUUAAAACGGUGUUUGAGACGAAAUCAAGCCGAAGAAUGCUGACGCUCGUGGCAUCGUUCGUCGGUUUAUUUCUAGUCAUAUACUAUCUUACUCGUUUAAUUUAG